UUGGUCCUGUCGGUCACAUAACUCUUAUCUCAUAGCCCACCAUCCUCAAUCAUUGAAGUACCCAAAGAUAUCCUACAAAAUUUUUCAUCUAUAUAUACUCAUGGCUGCAAGCCUUUUAGGCAUCCAAAAUCGUUCACAUCCUAAAGCAUUUUAGCUCCAAAAACAAAUAUUUACAACUAUCUUUUCUCAACUUUCUCUUCCCAAGUAUCAUCAUAUAAAACAUGGGUUUUCGUUUACUCGGUAUCAGAAAGGCAUCUUCAAAAGCUGUGGAUGUGCCAAAGGGUUACAUUGCAGUCUAUGUUGGAGAUCAAAGGAAGCGGUUUAUGAUCCCUGUAUCAUACUUGAACCAACCUUCAUUUCAAGAUCUUUUGAGUCAAGCUGAGGAAGAAUUUGGCUAUGACCAUCCAACUGGUGGUCUCACAAUUCCUUGUGGAGAAGAUGUGUUCUCAGAUAUCACUUCUCGCUUCAAUAGCUGCUAAUUGCAUGAAGAUGGAACUGACUUAGAUGUAGCCAUAUACUUGACACAUUUUUGUAUCAUAGUUUCUUACCUUGAGAACAUUUCCUUCUCCACAUUUUUUGAUGUCUGAAUUUGUAAAUGAAAUUUAAUCUGAAUGAGAAAUUUUGGGAACACCAACCUCUUUCACGUUUUAUUCUCUCAUAAUGUAUAUAUGAUGAAAAUAUGAUGUCUUUAAAAAUGGCAAGUGUAUGAUGCAUAAAAUAAAUCAAAUAAGAACCUAAUUUCUUUAUCUGCUCUGCAACAACCAACAACAAAAAAAUGACUGAUACAAAUGAGCACUUUAUAACAAAGUGUUACCAAAUUACACCUCUUCGUUCAAGCUAUUUUCAAUUAUAACAAUUGAAGAAGCAAAGAUAUAAAAAAUUUAAUCUAUGUUUAUACAAAUGAAUCAGUUAAAAUAAGAAUAAAAAAUAAUCAAUUACAUACCUAUAAUGUCUUAUUUGUUAAACAUCUUCAAAAAUUGCUAUGUACACAACGUUUUUCUUUGUUUUGGAACCUGUUUUCAAAUGGUUGUAUGACUUCAAAAGUGCAGGAUAUAAACAAAAUAAAAAUAAAUCUUUGAGAUAAGAAGAAUUAGGUAAAAAACAAAAGACUCACAAAACUCCAACUCAAUUAAUGGCUGCCUCUGUAUAACAAUUUGAAUAGUUUAUCAUUGUCAAGUUCGAGUCAAAAACAUAUAUAUAGUACAAAAUAUCUAUUUCAACUUAGUUAACUCCAAUCAAACCUGAUAUGUUGGUACUUUCAGAAGCAUACUAAAAAUAUGAUGAAAAUAAGAUAUCUUUAAAGAAAUGGCAAGUGUAUGAUACCUAAAAUAAAUCAAUUAAGAACCUAAUAAAAAACAUACUAUUGUUGCUUUGAGAAGCAUUGUUGCUUUAUGUCAUUUGUUCUUCUGUUGUCUUUUUUUUUUU
This is a messenger RNA of Vigna unguiculata (cowpea), 1425 nucleotides long. Its product is annotated as auxin-induced protein 15A-like. Gene Ontology annotation, biological process: response to auxin. Lineage: Eukaryota; Viridiplantae; Streptophyta; Magnoliopsida; Fabales; Fabaceae. The record is from RefSeq and is a predicted model, not a curated record.